AUGGGGUGCAUGGUGUCUCAGUUGGCCGCGAAAUUCGCUUUCUUUCCGCCCUCUCCGCCCACCUACAACCUCAAGAAGAGGGACGACGGCAAGCUCACGGUGGUCUCCACGGCGGCGCCCAUCCCCCACGCCGAUGACACCUCCCUGGACGUUCUCCUCGUCGACACCAAGCAUGGAAACAAGAUUGUCGCCUUUUAUCUCAGAAACCCCUACGCUCGCCUCACCCUUCUUUAUUCCCAUGGCAAUGCCGCUGACUUGGGUCAACUCUAUGAUCUCUUCGUGCAACUCAAGGUCAAUCUUAGAGUUAAUCUCAUGGGAUAUGACUACUCUGGAUACGGGGCAUCUACUGGCAAGCCUAGUGAGUCCAGCACUUACGCCGACAUAGAAGCAAUUUAUGAAUGCCUUGAAACUGAAUAUGGAGUGAGCCAAGAAGAUGUUAUCUUGUAUGGGCAAUCAGUUGGAAGUGGGCCAACACUGCACUUGGCAUCUAAAUUGCCAAGGUUGAGAGGUGUGGUUCUACACAGUGGAAUUCUUUCUGGCCUUCGGGUGCUCUGCCAUGUGAAGUUCACAUUUUGCUUCGAUAUUUAUAAGAACAUCAACAAAGUAAAGAAGGUCAAGUGCCCUGUACUCGUAAUACAUGGUACAGAAGACGAAGUUGUGAAUUGGUUACAUGGUAAUGGACUUUGGAAAAUGGCAAGGGAAUCGUAUGAGCCCUUGUGGAUCAAAGGAGGUGGUCACUGCAACUUGGAGCUUUACCCUGAUUACAUCCGCCAUCUAUGUAAAUUUAUCCAAGAAAUGGAGAGCAUGACAACCGAGAAGCGCCUCAAGAAGAUUCGGCAAAGUGCUAAGGAAUCAAAGUCAAGCAUUUGUUCCACCUGUAGUACAUGCUGUACAAUGAAGUGUUGUAGAUUUAAGUGUCCUGAAUGCUCUAAUUGCUGCAGCGACUGCAUGAAUGUUUCCUGGUCUAUCAACUGUCCUGAAUGCUGUUGUAGACCUAGCUGCAUAAAGUGUUGCCGCUUCCCCAAGUUCCCUAGUUGUUUGGGAUCAUCCUGCUGCACAAAAUGCUUAUGGCCCAGCUGCUGUGGUGUAACAAAAUGUUCAUUGCCAAGCUGCUACCCCAAGUGCGCAAGACCAAGUUGCUGCAUGAGUUGUUUCUGCUGGCAAUGUUGUGUGGGAAAACACAGUAAUGGCACAAUUGGAAAACAGAAUGGCUAA
Messenger RNA from Sphenostylis stenocarpa, 1215 nucleotides. NCBI's taxonomy places the organism in Eukaryota, Viridiplantae, Streptophyta, Magnoliopsida, Fabales, Fabaceae. The record is from the annotation of a GenBank genome assembly.